Messenger RNA from Eucalyptus grandis, 873 nucleotides. Its product is annotated as probable prefoldin subunit 3. Gene Ontology annotation, biological process: tubulin complex assembly; protein folding; microtubule-based process. Gene Ontology annotation, molecular function: tubulin binding. Gene Ontology annotation, cellular component: cytoplasm; prefoldin complex. Lineage: Eukaryota; Viridiplantae; Streptophyta; Magnoliopsida; Myrtales; Myrtaceae. The record is from RefSeq and is a predicted model, not a curated record.
AUGACAGCAGGAUUCGGCGGAGCGAAUCUUCAAGCUCUGCUUUCAGAUGCACAGCCUCAAGCUGUUCAUGAUUUUCUCGACAGUAGGAAGAGCGAUCAGCAUGGGAAAAAGCCAAUUAUAACCGAUUCUCUUCUGAAGCUGCAGCAAUACAAGCUGGUCGAGAUGAGACUCCUAGCUCAACAAAGGGAUCUUCAGGCAAAAAUUCCUGAUAUUGAGAAGUGUUUAGACAUAGUCGCCACUCUACAGGCCAAGAAGAGUUCUGGUGAGGCACUCCUUGCUGAUUUUGAAGUCUCUGAAGGCAUAUAUCCUCGAGCUGCCAUUGAAGAUACUGAUUCAGUGUGUCUAUGGCUGGGAGCAAAUGUUAUGUUGGAGUAUUCAUGUGAAGAGGCCACAACCCGUCUACAAAAGAACUUAGAAAAUGCUAAAGCAAGGUUAGAAGUUCUUGUUGCUAAUCUACAAUUCUUAAGGGAGCAAGUAACAAUCACGCGGGUUACGAUUGCUCGUGUGUAUAAUUGGGAUGUUCACCAAAAGAGAAUCCGUCAAGCUAGUGUUCCUGCCAAAGACUCUUAAAGGAGUCUUUUCAACUCGGAUCAUGGUAGGAGAAUGCGUACUCCUGGAUGAGAGUAUGACUUUGAUCUCCCCAUUUUCAAUUAGGUGAAUGAAUUAUGUACUGCUCUGUGAUCAUGGUUAAGACUGACUACGAGUGAUUUUGGUUAGGUUGAGUUAGAUUUACUGCAUUACACAAAGCUUGCAUUACACAAAGCUUGUCAUGUAAACGAUUUAGAUUGAGAACCUCUUGGACUUGAGUUUUCACUUACUGUGUGCACUGUGUUAGUUUUGAGUUAAUGUUGGAUCCAUCAAUGUUUCGUCGUU